Molecule: messenger RNA, 5304 nt
Organism: Trichoderma breve
Lineage: Eukaryota; Fungi; Ascomycota; Sordariomycetes; Hypocreales; Hypocreaceae
Product: starter unit:ACP transacylase in aflatoxin biosynthesis domain-containing protein
Exons: 11
Coding region: 1-5304 (1767 amino acids)
Biological process (GO): fatty acid biosynthetic process; secondary metabolite biosynthetic process
Molecular function (GO): fatty acid synthase activity; 3-oxoacyl-[acyl-carrier-protein] synthase activity; phosphopantetheine binding
Source: RefSeq, a predicted model, not a curated record
AUGAAUGAAAACGCUAACACUCCCUCCGGAACAACUUCUCCCCACGUCGAGCCUUUAGACAUCAACAUCGACGCUGAUACAAUUGCCAAGUUCAUACUAUUUAGUCACGAGUUUCCGAGCGGUGAUGUUAAAGAUUUAUUACGCAGGCUCCAUAGAUAUGCCAAGUUACCUCGAUAUUCUCAGCUUGCUCGCUUCUUGCACGAGUGCGCUUCGAUCCUGAAACAAGAAGUCCAAAAGCUGCCACGGCCACUGCGUGACCAAGUUCCGUCAUUCCACGAUGUCGUUACUCUGGCUUCUCACUGGGAAAAGCUCAAAGCUAGCUCUCUGUGUGGUACUUGGGAGGGUGCUUUCCUCUGCAUCUAUGAGAUUGCGAUGCUCAUUGGACAUCAUGAAGCAAAUAACAUUCCAUACUCCUACGGAACAGGAGAGAACAUCUCAGCAACUUGUUUGGCAGGCAUCAGCGUCGGCCUCUUUCCAGCCGCAGCAGUAGCUGUAUCGACUUCUCUCGUAGACCUUGUCUAUUAUGGAGUGGAGAGCGUUCGGAUGGCUUUUGCCUUUUGUGUUCAUGUGGGCCGUAUUUCGCAGCUCCUUGAACCAACGGAUCGAGUUCCAGCUGAAGUAGUUCAGGUGGAAUUGGAUCGCUUCAACGGCCAACAAGAGAUUAACGAUAUUGAAAUGAGGACAGUACCUCUGACUAAGGUCAGCAUCAGUCAUGUUGAUCAAGCCUCGGUUGGUGUCACCGGCCCUCCGACUCGUCUCGAGAAGCUCUUCUCCCAGUCUGAGAUGCUUGGCUCAUCUCGUCACUCACCGCUGCCAAUUUCUGGUGGUCUUUGCCAUGUAUCCAAUGUAUACGACCUCGACGAUGUCCGUUCUAUCCUUGAGAUAGCGAAAGUCUGGGAGAGAUGGGGCUCCCGCUCUGUUCAGCUACCACUGCUCUCCCCUUACACAGGAGGCCCAUUUAUGGCAUCAGAUGCAUAUCAUUUGAUAGAAGCCAUCUGCACCGAAGCUCUAACCAAGCCGUUGUAUUUUGACAAGCUCGCCGACGGUGUGGUUGCGCAGCUUUCGCAUAAUCCGGGACUGCCCAUGUCGUCAUGCGAAAUUCUCCAUUACAGGACGUCACUCAUUUCGGACACAAUCAUAUCUGAUAUCACAGAUAAACUGCCAUCUGUGAAUGUUCAGCAGGACGAUGUGGUGGAUUGGGUCAUGCAAGAUGAAUACGCAUUUGAUCAGCCUCACGGCAUCCCAAGCUCCCCGCAAAACUCCAAGCUGGCCAUUGUUGUGAAUGGUGUUGAUACUCACACCAUUGUUCCCCCGGAUAGAUUCGAUGUCGAAGCGCAUUUUGAUCCCACUGAUGAGAUGGAAAACAGCAUUGGGACAAAAUUUGGAAACUUCAUAGCAAAUCCCGGGCAUUUUGAUGCUGGAUUCUUCAACAUGUCCCCACGUGAGGCUGAACAAACAGACCCGAUGCAACGUCUAGCACUUGUCACGGCAUAUGAAGCGCUAGAGAUGUCCGGCUUCGUGCCGAAUCGGACACCCUCGUCUCAUGUGUCACGAGUAGGAACCUACUACGGUCAGGCUAGCGAUGACUAUCGUGAGGUAAAUGCAAGCCAGAAGAUUGGAACCUACGGGAUUCCUGGUACAGAACGAGGUUUCGGAAAUGGUCGCAUCAAUUAUUUCUUCAAAUUCCAGGGACCUAGUUUCAACAUCGAUACUGCAUGCUCUAGUGGCUUAGCUGCUGUUCAUGCGGCUUGCUCAGCACUGUGGGCUGGUGAUGCUGAUACGGCUAUCGCCGGAGGUCUCAAUGUUAUUACGAAUCCAGAUAUUUAUUGCAUGCUGAACAAGGGGCAUUUCUUGUCUAAGACAGGCCAGUGCAAAGUGUGGGAUGCCGCAGCUGAUGGAUACUGCCGUGGGGACGGAGUCGGCUCAGUGGUCAUCAAACGGCUCGACGAUGCCCUUGCGGAUAACGACAACAUAUUGGCAACUAUCGUAGCUGGUGCUACAAAUCAUUCGGCAGAGAGCAUUUCUAUCACUCAGCCACACGCCGGUGCUCAAAAAGACAAUUAUCGUCAAGUAUUAGACAGUGCGGGCGUCAAUCCUCUGGACGUCAAUUAUGUCGAGCUGCACGGUACGGGAACCCAAGUCGGGGACGCGGUGGAAUCAGAAUCAGUGCUCGACUUCUUCGCACCUUCAGGUCGUCGUCGAAACUCCGAACAGCGUCUGAAUCUUGGCGCAGUUAAAUGUAAUAUUGGCCAUGGUGAAGCUGCUGCAGGAAUUGCCUCGUUGAUAAAGGUUCUGUUGAUGUAUCAGCACAACACAAUUCCGCGUCAUGUUGGCAUCAAAACAACCAUGAACCCAGUGGUGGUUCAGCAUUUGGCUAACCGAAAUGCCGGUAUCUUGUUAGAAAACAGUCCCUGGCUCCCAAAGUCCAAUGGCACAAAACGUUACUCUGUUGUAAACAGCUUCGGUGCUCAUGGUGGAAACACAACGCUAUUGCUCGAGGAUGCACCAUUGCCAAGUAUCCAAGGAGACAACCAUGACUCUUUAUCCGAAGCGCAAGCUUGUCAAGUGGUUUGCAUCUCAGCUAAAAGCAAAGCUUCGCUUCGAGGUAACAUCAGCGCUUUGCUCCGCCAUCUUGAUGCCAAUAAAGAGACAAAACUGAAGGACCUCUCCUAUACAACAUGUGCUAGGAGAAUACACCAUCACAUCCGUAUCGCUGCAUCAGUUGCUAGCACUACUCAGCUUCACAAAUUCUUGGAAGCUGCUGCUGAAAAUGUCGAUGCACAUGCAAAACACGUCUCCACAGCCAAGCAGAGAGCUGUUGUGUUUGCCUUCUCUGGGCAAGGAUGCUUUUACCAAGGUGCCGCAGAGAAAUUGUUCCAGCAUGCUCCCUUGUUUCGCGAUCAAGUCCUCCAGUUAGAUCGAGCUGUAUGCCGUUUGGGAUUUCCUUCUGUACUGGCCGUUAUUAUCGGUGAUGCAGCGAAUCUCAUUGAUGUUGGCCAUUCGAAAGACUCGUCUAUGGAGAGCCCACUUGUCGUUCAACUCGCUCUGGUUGUCUUACAGAUUGCCUUGGCGCAGUAUUGGCGACUACUUGGUAUUACACCUGGAGCUGUUAUCGGCCAUAGCUUAGGAGAAUAUGCAGCAUUCGUUACGGCCGGCGUCUUGUCUGUGGCGGACGCCCUGUAUCUGGUAGGCAAGAGAGCCAAACUUACACUGGCCAUUUGCGAGCCUGGUAGCCAUGUCAUGCUGUCUGUCCGCGGUGCCUCGACUGACCGCAUCGCCGAACUGUGCCGAGAGAGUGAGAAGGAGCACAAUUAUGAAGUCUCGUGUAUCAAUGGGGUCACAGACGUCGUCAUCAGCGGCGUACGAGCGGACAUGGUUGCGAUGCGUGAUAUGCUACAAGAUGCUGGUCUCAAAUGUCUUCUGCUAGACAUCCCUUUUGCUUUUCAUUCUGCGCAGCUGGAACCCAUACUAGACUCAUUUGAAUAUGAGGCUAAACGUGUCACAUUCAAAGCCCCUAUGAUUCCGGUUAUCUCUCCACUACUCGGAAGAUGUGUUUCCGAGGGUGAUAUCAUUAACGAGACUUACUUACGGCGUGCCACGCGCGAGCCUGUCAAUUUUGUCACUGCGAUGGAUGCUGCUAAGGCAGAUGGUAUUGUUGACGAUAAAGCUGUUUGGAUUGAUAUAGGACCUCAGCCUGUCUGUACUUCUUUCGCACGCAAUCACUAUGAGAAGGGAUCGACGCAAACUUUAGCAUCACUACGACAAGGCGAUAAUAUGCUUUCUACUUUGACAGGGAGUCUGGCAACGCUGCACUGCUUAGGUCUACCUGUUGCAUGGAAUGAGUAUUUUGCCUCGUAUGAGAAAUCUCUUCGUCUUGUUCACCUCGAGCCAUAUCAAUGGAAUCAGAAGAAUUACUGGCUCCAAUAUGAGGGCACAUGGACACUAGAUAAGGCGCACCCUGGACUCUCAAAACCCGAGAAAAACAAGGAUUUAGGGCCUCCAUCUUUCUUUACAUCGUCCGCUCAACAAAUCAUCUACCAAGAAUUUACCGAGUCUACAGGGCGAGUGACAAUCUUGUCCAACUUGGCUCACCCCGACUUAGUUGGUGCAGCCAAUGGACAUAAAAUAAAUGGACGCAGUGUUGUGACUGGGAGUAUAUGGGCAGAUCUUACCCUCACUGUGGGCGAAUAUUUGUACAAACGCAUGGUGCCUGACGCUGACAAGUUAUACAUGGAUGUGAGAAAUAUGGAGGUGGCGGAGGGAGUCUUGGACAUAUCAAACAGGCAAACUCAAAUAAGCUUGUAUACAGCAAAUCCUGAUGGUACUCACAAGUCUGACAAGGCAUUCGCCACAGCAACAGUCGUCUACGAAGAUGCCCAAACCUGGCAAUCUGAGUGGCAGAUAGCUUCACAUCUCGUUGUGGCGCGCGCCAAUUCACUGUGGAAGGCGGCGGCAGGUGAAGAUCUUUCAACCAACAGCAGAGUGAGUAGACUCUCCCAGAACGCCGUGUACCAACUUUUCGCAAACGUGGUAGACUACGGCGAGCGAUAUCGCGGCAUGCAGCGAGUAGCACUGGCCGAAGACACUCAGGAGGCGACUGCAGACAUCACGUUGGAUAUCGACCAUCACGGCACCUGGCAUACACCUCCUCACUGGAUUGACAGUACUGGAGAAAACACUGGAUCCUCUCGCGACUUUUUUUACAUCACACCGGGAUGGAAUCAUUUCCGGCUAGCUGAGAAGCUUGAGCCAGGCCCGAGUGUCAGUUAUCGCAAUUACGUCCGCAUGUUCCCUGUUGAGGGAGAGCCUGGUGCCUUUGCAGGUGACAUAUAUCUGCUACGUGACGAGAAGAUUGUGGGCGUGUGUGCAGGCCUCAAGUUCAAGCGAGUUCCGCGUGCUUUGAUGCCCAUCAUGUUCCCCUCUCGCCAGACAGGGAAGAAUCGCAACCAUGGUCCUAUUCCCGCUCAUACUAACAAGAUCACUGCUUCCCAUGUGCCUGAAAAGGUGAAGCCACCAGUUGAACCAAUUGCACCGACACCACCACCGGCCCAGCAGAAGCAGAAGCAGACAGAUGGCGAACAAAACCCUCAGGUAGCCGCCUGUCUUGAGCUCAUUGCGGAUGAAACGGGACUGGAGUUGGAGGAUUUGGCUGGUGAGGCCGCUUUUGCUGAGUUGGGCGUGGAUUCUUUGAUGUCGCUCGCGCUGUCUGGCAAGUUACGAACAGAGCUAGGCAUUGAGGUCCAAGCAUCUAUUUUCAUUGAAUGCGCUACUGUUCAAGAGUUGAUCAACUGGCUGAGUAAGUGA